AUGACAGAGAGGAAGCCUGUUCAAUACUUUGGCUUUGGCGGUGAUAAGGAUGAUGAUAUAUACAGUGGUGGCCAUCUCCACUCUGCUGCCGGUGGUCUGGCUGCACGGAGCAUAAGGGACAAUGACAUCGAUGAUCAUAAUAAUAUUCAUAAUGGUGGUGUUGUUGAUAAUGAUACUGCUGCUGCUGUUGGGGCUGUUGUUGAUGAGUCGGGCAAACGCACAACCAAUAAUGUUGGUAAUCAUCAUCAUCGAAGAGGUGAGGUGGAGGGAAUAGACAAUGCAGGGGCAACCUCAUCAUCUUCGUCAUCCCAUGCCUCCAACAACAGUAGCAGUAACUACAAUAACAAUAACAAACAACGAAAGAAGAAGGACAAGCAUAACAAUAACAACAACAAUAACAACAAUAACAAGAGACAUAAGUCCAACAACAACAACAACCAACAACAACAUCAUCGUGGAGGAGAUGGUGAUAUGAAUGAGGAUGACCCAACCAAACCAUUAGUCAUAUCCGAUGAUUCGGAUCAUGAGCAACCAAUCGUGAACGAUAACAACUCGCAUCUAGACAUAUUGGUCAACACCUUGGCCAAUGGUGAAUACAACUCUGCUUCAGACUCAGCACCUCUAUCACAAGAGGCUGUACAGGAUCUAUUGAACCUGCUAGAGGAGGUCAACAUUGCAUAUGGAAAUGAGAAGAACAAGAUCAGAUAUUCAAGAAAGAUAAAGGCACUUUAUAGAUGGACUCUUGGUAUUCUACCAUCGACAGAACAUAGUUCACCUGCUCUUCGUGCACUUUAUCGGAGAUUCUGUAGCAUUAGACAUGACGAUGAGAAAGAGAGGAAGAAGAGGCUGGAGUUGUCCAAGAGACUACUGCCAUAUUUAUUCAAACUUCCAGAACAACCUCGGCCACUUACUAUCAAGGACACUGCUCCACAACACCAACAACUACUCAAUCCAUCAAAGCCACCAAAGAGCCUAACUUAUCAAGACCUUACAAGAUUCAAAAAGAUAUCCGAGACACUCAAUCAAGAGCAUCAGAGAAGCUUGGAACAAAGAAAGCUUCAAAGAAAGGAUGCCCCUCCUACUCCACCAAAGGCAACAUCAUCUUCAUCAAAGUCCAAUGACCUACUACCUUCGCCACCAGCGGCAGCAGUAGCAACACAGCCAUCAUCAUUAGCCACCAGUAACAACAACAACAACACCAACAACGCGACGAACAAAACGAACGACAAUCAAUCAUUAUCCGCCCCAUCACAACCAAUCAUCCCCGAACAUAUCAUUGAGGAUGAGGAGAGAGUUGUGACGAUGCCCGUCGGCACACCUAUACCUCUGUCUGCGCUGAUGAAGAAGAAUAGCACGCCCGUCCCAUCAGAUGCCACAUCGUCCAAACAGGAGCCCGCGACAAUGGGUGCGACAGGCUUCCAGCUGGAUGCCAAGCUACUGGAAUCACUGAUACCAAACGAGAGGGAGAGUCAGAUGAUCAAGGACCUGGCCACUAUGACGAUUCCCUCGCCCAACGGCGAGACCACACCGAUGACGCACGUCACAACCAAGCAACUGAUUGCUGCAGCAGGCAAUCCAACGAUCGUAGACGAUGUUAGAACACUGUACAACAACCAGACCAAGGCCGAACAUCUCCUGCUAGCCAAGCGGGCCACCAUCAUGGAGCAGCUCGCCCUGAAAAGGAAGGAGGCCAACGAUGAGUUCCAAAUACUCUCCAACCAAGCCAACGACAUGCUCAUCAAGAAUCAGAUAUACAACAACUAUCUGUUGACCGACAAGAUGUUGACUGAUGAGACUGAGAACAUACUGAAACAGAUAACAAAGGAUAUAUUGAUUGAGAUGAACCAACAGAUACUAUUACAACAGACUAAGCUACAACAACAUGGUGUUGCCGGAUUCUUCCCAACCAAGAACCUGGAAAUAAUCAAGUGCCAAACCAAGUUACUGCGAUGUCUAUUCCCUUACUCAAUAAUAUAG
Acytostelium subglobosum LB1 is the source of this 1977-nucleotide messenger RNA. RefSeq lists its product as hypothetical. Lineage: Eukaryota; Evosea; Eumycetozoa; Acytosteliales; Acytosteliaceae. The transcript is spliced from 4 exons. Bases 1 to 1977 code for a protein of 658 amino acids. The record is from RefSeq and is a predicted model, not a curated record.